Messenger RNA from Sugiyamaella lignohabitans, 1395 nucleotides. RefSeq names its product Eaf7p (gene EAF7). The record is from RefSeq and is a predicted model, not a curated record. Gene Ontology annotation, cellular component: nucleus; NuA4 histone acetyltransferase complex. The coding region runs from base 1 to 1395 and encodes 464 amino acids. The transcript has a single exon. Gene Ontology annotation, biological process: regulation of transcription by RNA polymerase II. NCBI's taxonomy places the organism in Eukaryota, Fungi, Ascomycota, Dipodascomycetes, Dipodascales, Trichomonascaceae.
AUGAGCUGGAAUGUCGAGCAAGAGACCAUGCUCUUUAGAGCUGUCUGCCGCUAUAAACCAGCUGGUAUGCACAAACACUUUCGAAUGCUGAGUAUUAGUAAUUUUCUCAACAGUCCGCAUGUUUCAGGAUCAAGACUUUCUAUUCCUCAGAUAUGGGACAAGUUGUCUGAGCUGUAUAAUCUUCCUGGUCUUGACAGUUUAGAAGACAAUGGAGUUGUGGAUGGUAGUGACCCUGAAGCAGAAGAUGAUCAGGACGAGGAAAAUGAACAUGAUUCUGAAGAUGGAGAGGAGACUGUUAGUGCUCGACGUGCCAAGCGUAAUAGCUCGAGAAGUUCGAUUAAACGGAAAUAUCAGGAAAAAGAUGAUGAGGAAGAGGAAGAUGAAGAGGAUGAAGAUAAACAAGAAAAUGAUGAUGAUGAAAAAGUCAAUGGCGAUGGAAGUAACGCUGAAGGAGAAGACGAUGAAGAAGAAGAUAAAUAUCACGAUGCUGAUAGUACCAGUAGUACAGCAAGUGCCAUUGUAGAGUUCGAUUUGCCGUGGGACCAGUAUGGUGAUCUAAUAAUUGCGCAAGCACAGGCCGUAAACGGUGAUGGAGAAAAUGACUCAGAUAGUGAAGCUGAUGAUGGAGACGCUGUAGAUGCUGAACAAAACAAAACUAAUGUCAAGACCGAAAAGGAUCAGAAUGAUGACGACACCAAAAGUAAUCAUGAUGACGACAAGGAGAAUGAACAGGAUGAAGCAGAUGAACAAAAUGAAGAGACUGAAGAAGAGGAAGCAAAGGACAUAGUUGUAAAAUCUGAACAGAAACCAGAAGAAAAUCAACGAGAACGACGAAGCAGAGCGUCAGCUGCUGCUUCUACUAAUGACCAUGCUAUUGAAGAUACUUCUGAAGAGGAACAUGGAGCUGACAGCGAAACUGAUGAACGUGGCCAAAAGCAUUCUGCUAGUACUCCUGACAACAGGAAAUCUUCUAACUCUACCAAGAGAGCCUCUGCUUCUGCUAGUACACCAUCGACAAACAAACGUAAUAGAAAAGCCGCCAAUAUUGCAACUACCGCAGAUGAGGCUAAUAGAGCAGGAACUGAAAACGACGACCAGUCUGGCGGCCCUUCUUCUGAUGAAGAAAACGAGUCAGAUCACUCGGUUGCCUCGCCUCCACACUCAUCGCCCAUAAAACCUGCUAGACGCAAGACCCGUGCUCAAAGUCGGUCGGCCAAACAGGAACCUGACCAAGAAUUAUCACCGUCUGCUCCUACACCUGAAGAAUCAGCAAAAGAGGAGGAAGACGAGCAACCACCGAAAUCAUCCUCGACCCGUUCAUCCAAACGACGCAAAACAGCCACCCCUGCUAAACCACAGGCUCAACCCGUGCGAAGAAGCACUCGCCGUAAAUAG